AUUAAUGGAGUUAAUAAGUUUACUAAAAUAUAGAAAUGAUCAAAGCAUUAUAUAUUAUUUAUAUAUAUGGUGCAUUAGCUUUAGAGGGAAGUGAAGUACUUAGAAAUCUAGGAGAAAAACAAUAUACAUUAUUAACAGCCAAAUCUACUUUGCCAAAACAUGGAUUGUGUUGGUCUAAUGCACUCAAGUCGACAAAAAAUAGUUGUGACAAUUUGAAUGACAAUGAACAUUCUCUUCUCGCUUUAAAAUUAGCUAAUUGUUUUUUAGAAGAUUCUGGUCAUACUUCUUACGAUUGCCAUUUGAGUACAUCAGAAGAUAUUCGCAAAGAGUGUAUCAAUAAAAUGUCAGAUAGAGCGUUCAAUGUAUAUAAUGAAUUUUAUACGCAUACUACACAUAUAUGUUUUUAUUUAAAUUAUGAAGCGUGGCAAGUGGAAACUGAAAAAACGAUUAAAUCGUUGUAUCAAGUUUCAUCUCAAAUGAAAGAACAAUUGUUAGAAGCAUCGGAGUUACAAAGUGUGAUGCUGAAAAGUCAGAAAGAAGGAUUAAAAAUUCAAAGUGAAAUAUUAAAUCACGGUAAAGAACUUGGAAGUGUAAUCAAAUCUUCAUCUGAAACUGUGAACGAUAUGGUUAUGGAAUUUAAAGAAUCGGCAAAAGAUCAGAAGGAAUUACUCUAUGAGAUUUUUUCUUACAUACGUACUUUUCAAAAUUGGAUUAUCGGAGAAGUAUCAUGGUUUCAAUCUAUUAUUUACUAUACAAUCACUUGUAUUCUCUGUGCAAUUUUUAGUUCGACUAAAAGAACUGCAGAUGCACGUGUUAUACUUUUCAUAAUUCUAAGUUUAAACAUUACUGUAGAAAGAAUAUUAGUUCAAUAUUAUGAGAAUACCAUGAACCAUUCUACACAUGACAAGGUAGAACUAGUAUACAUAACUUGGUCGAUAAGAAAAAUAUGUUUAACAUUAUGUGCAGUUACGUUACUGUGUACGUACUUUUAUUAUAAAGACGAACAAUUAGAAAGUUUUCAUGCACUUAGACGAAUAGAAAAUCAAUUAAACAAAAUGCAAAUAAUUACACCAAUCAAUAUUAAUCAAUCCAUUAACAAGCCUAUUCAAACAUCCACGGAGGAGAGUCUACAGCUCAUCCGACAAUCUUUAAAGUCGGAUGAAAUGGAUCACCUUGAAGGUACUCAUUUUGAUAGACUUUUACCACACGUGUUUGUGACACUCGGAGCAUCUGGUGAUUUAGCUAAGAAGAAAAUUUAUCCGACUCUCUGGUGGCUUUUCCGUGACAAUCUUUUACCAAAAAUAACAACAUUCUUUGGAUAUGCUAGAAGCAACAUUACUGUUAAACAAUUGCGAGAAAAGUGUCAUCCUUACAUGAAAGUUAAACCGGAAGAGGAAGAUAAAUAUGAAGAAUUUUGGAAAUUAAAUUAUUAUAUUAGCGGUAAUUACGAUUCGGAAGAACAUUUUCAAAUUUUGAACAACGAAUUGCAAAAACAAGAGAAAGGUUCAAUGGCCAAUAGGCUUUUUUAUUUGGCAUUACCACCAAACAUUUUUGGAUCGGUCACUGUACAUAUUAGAAAAGUUUGCAUGGGACAAAAAGGUUGGACAAGAAUUAUAAUAGAAAAACCAUUCGGUCGAGAUGCUAUUUCAUCGCAACAUCUUUCCGAUCAUCUUGCGUCACUUUUCGAUGAAGAACAAAUCUAUCGGAUAGAUCAUUAUCUUGGAAAAGAAAUGGUUCAAAAUUUAAUGACAUUAAGAUUUGCAAACAGGAUAUUGAAUUUAAGUUGGAACAGGGAUAACAUAGCUUCCGUACAAAUAACUUUUAAGGAACCUUUUGGUACUCAAGGAAGAGGCGGAUAUUUUGAUGAGUUUGGAAUUAUUCGAGAUGUUAUGCAAAAUCAUUUGUUGCAGAUAUUAUCGCUCGUUGCAAUGGAAAAACCUGCUUCGUGUCAUCCUAAUGAUAUCAGAGAUGAAAAAGUUAAAGUCUUAAGAUGUAUAAAACCAUUAGAAUUAAACAACGUAGUUUUAGGACAAUAUGUGGGUAAUCCAGAUUCCAACAACCCUGAGGCUCAAUUAGGAUAUUUAGAUGAUCCUACAGUACCUCCAGGUUCAACCACUCCAACUUAUGCACUAGCUGUACUGAAAAUUAAUAAUGAACGAUGGGAUGGUGUGCCUUUUAUUCUUCGUUGUGGAAAAGCUCUGAACGAGCGUAAAGCUGAAGUUAGAGUUCAAUAUUACGAUGUACCUGGUGAUAUAUUCGAUGGUAAAACAAAAAGAAACGAAUUAGUUAUAAGAGUACAACCUGGUGAAGCAUUGUACAUAAAAAUGAUGACCAAAUCACCUGGUAUCACUUUUGAUAUGGAAGAAACAGAAUUAGAUCUCACAUACAGUAAUAGAUACAAGGAUUUGAAAUUACCUGACGCUUACGAGAGAUUAAUUUUGGACGUUUUCUGUGGAUCGCAAAUGCAUUUCGUUCGUAGCGAUGAACUUUCCGAAGCGUGGAGAAUUUUUACACCAUUGUUACAUCAAAUAGAACGGGAAAAAAUACCACCUAUUCCUUACAAAUAUGGCUCUCGAGGACCAAAAGAAGCCGACGAUAAGGCAAAGGAAAAUAAUUUUGCUUAUUACGGCUCCUAUAAAUGGAUAUCUUCGAUGCUGUAGUUGAACACCAAUGUUCUAAGACGUUAUAAUUUUACUUGCAUAUUGUCACUGUUAUAAUGGAUAAGAUGGGUACAUAUAAAACUCAUAUAAAAUCUGGAAAGUUCGAUUUGCUGUAAUACAUCAUAUCGUAUCGGGAAAUAUAUCCGUUGCGUUAUUAUAAAUAAUAAAUGUAUAUAAAGCUAGAUGAUAUAAUAAGAAAAAUAUUAAGUCAUAAAUAGCAAUAUAAUGUCUUAAAUUUUUAAUAAUUACAUUUAGAAGAGAUAAAUAUACCGAAUGAUUAUUAGUAUUGAAGAAAUAAAUAUUUGUUGCCAUCAACAGUAGAGAUUGUUAAAAUAAUAUAAAAACGAAAUAUAAAAAAAAAAAAAAACAUCUCGCGUUUCAUUUUACAAAUAUUCACUCUAAAAUUAGCUAGUUUGUUAAACAUUUGCUAUAUUAGAGCCAUCCAAGUACAAUUUACACAAAUAAAAAUGAAAUUAGAUUAUGAUGUUGAUAUGGCAAUGUCUUUUGAACACUUUUCACAAUAGUACAUGAUUUGUAAAAAUGUCAAAAUUUGAUCCAGGUCUAUCAAUCGAUGAAAAUACUAUUUC
Messenger RNA from Polistes dominula (European paper wasp), 3247 nucleotides. RefSeq names its product glucose-6-phosphate 1-dehydrogenase Zw (gene Zw). Gene Ontology annotation, biological process: glucose metabolic process; pentose-phosphate shunt, oxidative branch. Gene Ontology annotation, cellular component: cytosol. NCBI's taxonomy places the organism in Eukaryota, Metazoa, Arthropoda, Insecta, Hymenoptera, Vespidae. Gene Ontology annotation, molecular function: NADP binding; glucose-6-phosphate dehydrogenase activity. The record is from RefSeq and is a predicted model, not a curated record.